AUGUCUAUGUUCAAGCGCUUCGUUGAGCCUGGCCGUUUGGCACUGAUCACCUACGGACCUUGCACCGGGAAGCUUUGCACCAUCACUGACAUUGUGGACCAGAAGCGCGUCGUCGUGGACGGACCAGAGGAGCUCACCGGUGUGCGACGACACAUGAUGCCCAUCAAGCGCUUGAGCCUCACCGACUUCAGGUUUGCUGCAAAGAGAGGUAUCCGUGAGAAGGUGCUCAAGAAGAAGCUGGCAGAAAGUGAGAACAUCGACAAGUUCUGGGCGAGCUCUUGGGGCAAGAAGCUGAAGACACAGGAGGCCCGCAAGGGCAUGACUGACUUCGAGCGCUUCAAGGUCAAGUGCGCCAAGCAGAAGCGAGCUAAGGAAGUGAAGAAGGCUCUGAAAAAGUGCCAGAAUGGUGAUGGAGCGGAUGGAGGGGCUCCUUCUCAGUCGUCCAGGAGAGAAGGCCUGUCCUCACAGGAAGUGCAGCUUUCCACUGGUAGCCAGGUUGAUAGCCCUUGUUCGAACGAUGGGCGAGAGAACAUUCAAGGUUGCACCACGGCUAUCCGCGCCAGCAUGCAGCAAGUCCUGGACAGUUGGUGGACAUCUCGCGCUUGUCGACGGGAGAUGGAGGAAGCUUUGGAACGGCUUUCAUCCCUAGAGAGUGCCGUUCAGCAACUGUUAAGGCCCAGCGUGCCAGACGAGAAAAGCAGCUUGGAGGAGCUACGCGAAGAACUUCAGGUUGGAAAGACCAAGUCUGUGUCGUUAUCUCGGCGAUGGCUAGUUGAAACUUUUAUAGAGGCAAAUCCGGAAAGUGCUGUACCGCAUUCGCGCAGAAGCAGCGUGUCAGAAGCUGUUUCGGCCAUGUCAGGGACAGUCUCAUCUGGGAGGCUGGCUGAUGAGGACGCUUCCCUUUCAGUUGAAGCAAGGCUGACGAACGUCGACACUGAGGCUGCGCACUUGUUUGAGCACAUCGGAAUGUUGGAUUUCGACGCUGUGGCUUACGCCCAACUACCCGGAAUGAAGGGACACCUUUUGCAGGGACUUUUCAAGGCUGCGGUGAAGCAGCAGAGUCUUCUGGAGAAGGUGGAGCAGCAAGGAAACCUGGCCCAUUCCGAGGCAGAUUUCAACAAAGCGCUCUUCGCCUUCUUGGGCAAAAUGGAAGAGAUGUAUUCACCUCUGCUACCUUACCAUACAGCAAUCCAUGCUGCAGAUGUGAUGAUGACAAUGGAGUGGUUCCUUCGUGCACCGGCGCUGGCUGAACAGGUCUCAGAUCUUGACCACGUCAUGGUUCUCAUCUCCUGCGCAAUCCAUGAUGUUGGUCACCCGGGGAGGAACAACUUGUUCCACACCAAGACAAUGAGCCCAUUGGCCGUUACCUACAAUGACAAGAGCGUUCUAGAGAACAUGCACGUGGCAUCAGCCUUCCAAGCCAUGGUCAAGGACGCACGGUACAAUUGGCUCUCCCAAUUGCGGAGUAACUUUCUUCCAGAUGGUGCUCAGAAAUCUGUGAAUCUGCAGCAAUAUGUUCGGAGGGGAGUGAUUGACAUCGUCUUGUGCACGGAUAUGACCAAGCACAACCAGCACCAGAAGGCUCUCAACAACCGACUGGCCGCCAGGGACAAUCCAAGUCAGACAGAGGCAGUGGGAGAAGCCCUUGAGUUGCUGGAAGCCGUUGUGCAUGCUGCAGACAUCUCCAAUCCUUGUAAGCCCAAAGCCAUGAUGCUCUACUGGACGCAAAGGGUCGUUGAUGAGUUCUGGGCGCAAGGCGACGAAGAGAUGCGCUUGAAUAUUGAGGUCAGCCCAAUGUGCAGUCGGGCGGCUGGAGAAAACUCCAUUCCCAAGCAGCAACUAGGCUUCAUUGAUUUCGUCAUCGCUCCCUACUACACUCCUCUUGCUCAACUACUGCCAGAGGUUGAAGAGGCGACGAAGAACAUGGCGGAGAACCGCUCCUUUUGGGCGGCGAAGGAAGAAGAGCAGGUACACUACUCCGAUCUCUUCAAGGAGAACGUGGCAGUUGGUUUGCCACCCUUCACUUCGCCUGCCGCUCCCUGUGAGACUAGAUAUGGCGAGGCACAAGAUGCUGAAGAUACGGGAUUUUCUUGUCCAGUUUGCUUGGAAAAGGUCAAAAUGGAUGGAUCCAUUCAACUUGACUGCGAUCAUCGCUUUUGUGCGAAUUGUUUUUCAAGCUAUGUGUCUGGAAAGAUCAUGGACGGCCAGGUUGCGGCCGAUGAGCUAGUUUGUCCACUGCCGGACUGCAAAACGGAGAUCACUGUGGCUCAGGUAGAAGGCGCUGCAUCUUCUCCGGUUUGGGAGAAAUUCCUGCAGUUUCGCAUGGAUCUUUGGGAAUGCCGAGCAGACGGUCGAGUCAUUGAGUGUCCCACACAGAAGUGUGGCAAAUUCUUGGUGGAGCUGAACGUGGACAUCGCAACAUGCCCGCGAUGUGGGCAGGAAUUUUGCGGUCGCUGCGGAGAUCAGAAACAUGAAGGCAUAUCCUGUGACUCUCUCAAGGCCUGGCGUCAGCAAAAUGAUGCGGAAGAGAGCUUCGAGGAGCUCAUGGAGCAACAGCAGUGGAGACGGUGCCCUAGGUGCAGAGCUCCCUCUGAACGGGAAUCUGGGUGCAACUUUAUGCAGUGCAGGUCCAGCAUCUGCCGGAAACGGACCUAUUGGUGCUAUGUUUGCGGCAAGGAGCUCUCAAAGGAAGAGCACUAUGCGCAUUUUCCAAGGCCCUAG
This is a messenger RNA of Cladocopium goreaui, 2721 nucleotides long. Lineage: Eukaryota; Dinophyceae; Suessiales; Symbiodiniaceae. The record is from the annotation of a GenBank genome assembly.